AUGGCGAAUAAAUUUGGAUUAGGUUCUUUACCUUUAGAUACUAAAAAACCUAUCACAACAGCAUGGAUAAAUAAAGCAAAACCUUAUUUUGUGGAACAAAUUGGAGACACACUUCAAGGUGAUUUAGAUAUGAAUAAUUUUUCCAGAACUAAUUUAAAGUUACCAGAAAAUCAUAAUGAUGCUGUUCACAAGAAAUAUUUAAUGGAUCAAUUAAAUUUAAUUGAAUUACAACAAGAAGUAACAAGUUUGAAAAGUUUUAUUGAAGAACAAUUACUUAAUGUAGUAGAUAAAACUCAAUUACAACCUUUAAGUUCAUUAAUAUCUAAUUUAGAUGAUAAGAUUACAAAACAAAAAAUAGAUCUUAAACAACUAAUAGCCAAUAUUAAUCCAGGUAUAAGUGAAGAUAAAUUAAUAACAUUAGAAACUAAACUUAUUGAUAAUAGUGAAAUACAAAAACAAAUGGUUGGUAUUAAACAACAAUUACUUAAUGUAGUAGAUAAAACUCAAUUAGAAAAUUUACAAUUAUUAAUAUCUAAAUUAGAUGAUAAGAUAACAAAACUAAAAAUAGACCUUAAACAACUAAUUCAAAAACAAUUACUCAAUUUAGUAGAUAAAACUCAAUUAGAAAAUUUAAAAUCAUUAAUAUCUAAAUUAGAUGAUAAGAUAAUACAAAAAAUAGAUAAUAUUAUUCAAGGUAUGAAUGAAGAUGAAUUAGCCGCAUUAGAAACCAAACUCAAUGAUAAUAGUGAAAUAGAUGCUAUUAAAGAACGAUUAGACAAUCUAGUAGAUAAAACUCAGUUAGAAAGUUUAAGUUCAUUAUUAUCUAAUUUAGAUAAGAUUACAAAACAAAAAAUAGAACUUAAACAACUAAUAGAUAAUAUUAAACCAGGUAUAAGUGAAGAAAAAUUAACUGAAUUAGAAACCAAACUCAAUGAUAAUAGUGAAAUAGAUGCUAUUCAAAAACAAUUACUCAAUUUAGUAGAUAAAACUCAAUUAGAAAAUUUAAAAUCAUUAAUAUCUAAAUUAGAUGAUAAGAUAAUACAAAAAAUAGAUAAUAUUAUUCAAGGUAUGAAUGAAGAUGAAUUAGCCGCAUUAGAAACCAAACUCAAUGAUAAUAGUGAAAUAGAUGCUAUUAAAGAACGAUUAGACAAUCUAGUAGAUAAAACUCAGUUAGAAAGUUUAAGUUCAUUAUUAUCUAAUUUAGAUAAGAUUACAAAACAAAAAAUAGAACUUAAACAACUAAUAGAUAAUAUUAAACCAGGUAUAAGUGAAGAAAAAUUAACUGAAUUAGAAACCAAACUCAAUGAUAAUAGUGAAAUAGAUGCUAUUCAAAAACAAUUACUCAAUUUAGUAGAUAAAACUCAAUUAGAAAAUUUAAAAUCAUUAAUAUCUAAAUUAGAUGAUAAGAUAAUACAAAAAAUAGAUAAUAUUAUUCAAGGUAUGAAUGAAGAUGAAUUAGCCGCAUUAGAAACCAAACUCAAUGAUAAUAGUGAAAUAGAUGCUAUUAAAGAACGAUUAGACAAUCUAGUAGAUAAAACUCAGUUAGAAAGUUUAAGUUCAUUAUUAUCUAAUUUAGAUAAGAUUACAAAACAAAAAAUAGAAUUUAAACAACUAAUAGAUAAUAUUAAACCAGGUAUAAGUGAAGAAAAAUUAACUGAAUUAGAAACCAAACUCAAUGAUAAUAGUCAAAUAGAUGCUAUUAAACAACAACUUCUAAAUGUAGUAGAUAAAACUCAAUUUCAAAAUUUAAAAUCAUUAAUAUCUAAUUUAAAUGAUAAGGUCACAAAGCAAAAAAUAGAUCUUAAACAAUUAAUAGAUAAUAUUAAACCAGGUAUAAGUGAAGACACGUGGCAACAGGAAUCAACUGCUCUAGCAACUUAA
Lottia gigantea (owl limpet) is the source of this 1881-nucleotide messenger RNA. RefSeq lists its product as hypothetical. The transcript is spliced from 2 exons. The coding region runs from base 1 to 1881 and encodes 626 amino acids. Lineage: Eukaryota; Metazoa; Mollusca; Gastropoda; Lottiidae. The record is from RefSeq and is a predicted model, not a curated record.